AUGCCACAGGGCAGUCCCUCCAGCUGCCUGGGGUACCUGCUGCUGGUACUCUGCAGCCUGAAGGCUACCCUCGCCUUUCCCAACUCCUCUCCGCUGCUGAAUCCCAGCUGGGGGAAUGGAGACCGCCUGAUGCACCUCUACACAGAUACAGAGAGGAACAGCUUCCAUCUCCAAAUCAAUGCUGAUGGCUACAUUGAUGGUGCUCCUCACCAAACCAUUUACAGUGCUCUAAUGAUCAAGUCCGAGGGUGCUGGCUCAGUAAUCAUCACAGGUGUGAAGAGUGGGCGCUACCUAUGUAUGGACAUGAAAGGAAACAUUUUUGGUUCGCAUUACUUCAGUCAAGAAGACUGUGUGUUCAACCACAGGACACUGGAAAAUGGAUACGACGUGUACCAAUCCCCCAAACACAAGUUCCUGGUUAGCUUAGGGAGAGUUAAACAAGCUCUCUUCCCUGGAAUGAAUCCACCACCAUACUCUCAGUUUUUGUCCAGGAGAAACGAAAUCCCUUUGUUUCGAUUCAACACACCUGAGCCCCACAGGAACACUAGAAGUGCAGAUAUCGAUCCAAUGGAUCCUCACCAGAUCCUGGUCCCGCAGAGGAAGAUCUCUGCAUACGAAUCUCAGUUGCAGCAGCAAGCAGACUUCUCCCACACACCCCGAGAGCCCAUGAGAAUCAACCAGAACGAUGUGGUCAACCCGGAUGACCCACACGCCAUGAUGGAUGCCAGGAGGUACCCAAGUCCUCGCUUUUAUAUUACAAGAUAA
Tyto alba (common barn owl) is the source of this 765-nucleotide messenger RNA. RefSeq names its product fibroblast growth factor 23 (gene FGF23). Lineage: Eukaryota; Metazoa; Chordata; Aves; Strigiformes; Tytonidae. Gene Ontology annotation, biological process: regulation of cell migration; cell differentiation; positive regulation of protein phosphorylation. Gene Ontology annotation, cellular component: cytoplasm. The record is from RefSeq and is a predicted model, not a curated record. The transcript has 3 exons. Gene Ontology annotation, molecular function: growth factor activity; type 1 fibroblast growth factor receptor binding. Bases 1 to 765 code for a protein of 254 amino acids.